Molecule: messenger RNA, 1081 nt
Organism: Corylus avellana
Lineage: Eukaryota; Viridiplantae; Streptophyta; Magnoliopsida; Fagales; Betulaceae
Product: rho GDP-dissociation inhibitor 1
Biological process (GO): Rho protein signal transduction
Cellular component (GO): cytoplasm; cytosol; membrane
Molecular function (GO): Rho GDP-dissociation inhibitor activity; protein binding
Source: RefSeq, a predicted model, not a curated record
AUGUAUAAAUGUCUGUCCACUAUAUAUUAAUGUCUUUUUCUUUUUUCUUUUUUUUCUUUUUUGGGUGAGUUUUUGUCACCCUUUUGAAUUCUAAAGCUUUGUUCUUUCUUCAGCUUUUGUUGAAAGAACUUUGAAGGGUUUGUGCCUUUUUUGUGGGUUGGUCACUGUAGAGAGAGAUAGAGAGAGAUGGAGGGUGGGAAGAGAGGGGAGGAAGCAGGACCAUCGUCAGGAGGGUCUUCAUCAGCUUGUGUUGGUGAUCAAAGACAAGAGAAGCAAAAGGAAAUGGUUGAGAAGCCAAGGGAAGUUCGUGGGGCUGUAGAAGAAGAAGAAGAGGAAGAAGAUCAUGAUGAUGAUGGUGUUGUUGCUGGUUAUGUUCCAGGGCCUUUGGUUUCUCUCAAGGAGCAGAUUGAGAAAGACAAGGAUGAUGACAGCUUAAGAAGGUGGAAAGAGAAGCUGCUUGGUUGCUUGGAAAGUGAUUUAAAUGGCCAAAUGGAACCUGAAGUCAAAUUCCACUCCAUUGGGAUCAUCUCCGAUGACUUUGGGGAGAUUACUACUCCCUUGCCAAUUGAUGACAAUCGAAGUGGUCAUGUCCUGUUCACUCUCAGGGAGGGAUCGCACUAUCGGCUUAAGUUGACAUUCAGUGUUCUGCACAACAUAGUUUCGGGCCUGACCUACACCAACACAGUGUGGAAAGGGGGACGUCAAGUUGAUCAAAGCAAAGGAAUGUUGGGCACCUUCGCUCCUCAACAGGAACCAUAUGUGGAUGCCCUGGAGGAGGAGACGACUCCAUCUGGUGUGCUUGCAAGGGGGACCUACUCGGCAAAGCUUAAGUUUGAAGAUGAUGACAAGAGAAGUUAUUUGGAACUAAACUAUUCCUUCGAGAUCAAAAGAGCAGCUAGAUGAGUUUUGCCGGAACAUGUUUUCUUGUCUUCUGUUUUGUAUCUUUUUUCAUAUUCUUUCUUCCUUUCUUAUCCCUCUUAUGAACUGCAUACAUGUUUGUGACUAUUGAGUAAAUACUGCUUUGUAGCUGUGAUACAAAUUAGGGUUUAAUUCAAUCACUAUUUUGUGACUUUGAAUUGCA